AAUUUAAAUUCUGACUAGAAAGUCUACUAGAGCUGGAAUCUAGAUACUAGAUAGAAUUCGAUAGAGAAGAGACGUCUUGACCACUUCACAUUUUUCUUAAAUGUUUUUUUUUUUCUUGCCGUAUAGCGUCACCUCGUAUACUAAUAUUGAAAAAAAUUAAAAACAUCAUUAGGACUGAAAUUAGGAAAGAAACAUUGAUAAUGAACGGUGGAAAACAUUAUGCAAAAGGAUCAACCCUUCCAGCACUUCCAGAUGAUGGGGUCCUACGUUUAUACUCUAUGCGAUUUUGUCCUUUCGCUCAUCGAGCACAUUUAAUACUUGAAGCAAAAAAUGUACCAUAUCAUACGGUUUUUAUUAAUCUAACUGAAAAACCCGAGUGGUUAACCACCAAAAGCCCUCUUGGAAAAGUUCCAGCUUUAGAACUUACGAACAUUCCUGGUGCCGAACCUCUCAUUGAAUCGCUCAUAAUAUGUGAAUACUUGGACGAAAAGUAUCCAGAAAAUCCAUUGUAUCCAAAAGAUCCAUUACAAAAAGCUUAUGACAAAAUCUUAAUCGAAAGAUUUUCACCAAUUGCUGGAGCUAUGCGCAAAGUAUUUGUAGAAGGGGUACCACCAGGUUCCUUAUCAGAAAUUUGCAGCGGACUUGAUAUAUACGAAGCUGAGCUAAAAAAACGGGGAACAAAGUAUUUUGGAGGUGAGAAACCUGGAAUGCUAGAUUAUAUGAUAUGGCCAUGGUGCGAAAGGUCAGAUAUGCUCCAGUAUUUAAUAGGUGACAAAUAUCGAUGGGAUGAAAAUAGAUUUGCAAAACUGUUGGAGUGGCGUGAUCUAAUGAAAAAUAAUGAAGCCGUGAAACGUUCUUAUUUAGAUGGUGAAACACAUGCCAAAUAUAUGAAAUCUUAUCGUACUGGCACUCCAGAUUAUGAUAUGCUUGUGUAAGGUUUAUGAUUAGAGUGUGAAACAAAAACUAAGAGUCCUACAAAAAAACAAAGAACUUGUUAAUAAAAUUAAAGUUUAAGGACAACUGGACAAAAGCAUGACAUAAUCAACCGAUAUUUAAAUAUAUAAAUGAAAUUAAAAUUCAGAAUCAAUAUUGGCAUUUCAAAUCUUGAUUGCAUUUUGCCAAAAUAUUUGUUAAGGCAAUUUUAAUAAUUUAAGUUUUGAAAAAUAAAAUUAAUUUUUUUGUACAAUUGAAAUAA
This is a messenger RNA of Condylostylus longicornis, 1195 nucleotides long. Its product is annotated as pyrimidodiazepine synthase-like. Gene Ontology annotation, biological process: glutathione metabolic process. Lineage: Eukaryota; Metazoa; Arthropoda; Insecta; Diptera; Dolichopodidae. Gene Ontology annotation, cellular component: cytoplasm. Bases 201 to 935 code for a protein of 244 amino acids. Gene Ontology annotation, molecular function: glutathione transferase activity; glutathione dehydrogenase (ascorbate) activity. The record is from RefSeq and is a predicted model, not a curated record. The transcript is spliced from 5 exons.